AGCUCCAUCGCUCAGUAUAUAAAGCAGCACAACGACGGAAGGAGGACGGCUGGGGAUUCGCAGCCCGGGAUUGUAAAUAAGACCGCUUAAACUGUGUUUUAUUUACAAAAGUGAUGCCGGCUGUUUUACAAUAUCGUUCCCAGUUGUUUUAAAUCGUUUUUCGUAAUUUUUGGCUCUAUUUCUCGCCUAUUCCCGUGUGGUCUUUACACUACGCGUAUAAUGGCGAGCUCGGCUAACUCGAACCCAGUGCCUAAGCUGUAUAAGUCUGUGAUUGAGGAUGUGAUCAGCGAAGUGCGAGAGCUGUUCCUGGACGAGGGAGUGGACGAGCAAGUGCUUCUGGAGCUGAAAACGCUAUGGGAGAACAAGCUGUUGCAGUCCAAGGCGGUGGAGGGCUUCCAUACCGAGGAGCAGGCAGCCCUGCAAGCGGCUGCACACCAACAGCAGCAGCAGGUCCAACAGGUCCAACAAGUCCAGCAAGUGACCCAGCAAGCACAGACCCAGCAAGUCAUCCUGCAAAAUGCUCCCCAGCAGCAGCAAGCUCCCCAGCAGCAAGUUAUUGUUCAGGAUUCUAAGAUGCUACAGCACAUGAGUGCAACAGGGAUGAGUGCAGCAGCUGCUGCAGCAACCCUUGCUUUGCCCACAGGGGUCACUCCAUACCAAUCGCUCAUCACCAGCCAAGGUCAGAUCCUGCAGGUGGUCCGGGCCGCCAAUGGGGCUCAGUACAUCAUCCAGCAGCCACAGCAGCAAAUCCUCUUGCAGCAGCAGAUGCAGCCUGGUGGCGUUCAGGCACCUGUCAUACAACAGGUCCUGGCUCCUCUGCAGGGGGGCCUACCCCAGCAAACAGGAGUCAUCAUCCAGCCACAGCAGAUUGUCUUAGCUUCAGGAAACAAAGUACCAGGCAAUACACAGGUGAUGCAGGCAACAGCUAUGGCAGCACCGACUGGUCAGGCAGCAACAGCAGCUCAGGUCCAGCAGGUCCAGCAGGUCCAGCAGGUUCAACAGGUUCAGCAGGUCCAGCAGAUCCAGCAGGUCCAGGUCCAGCAGGCUCAGGAUGCUGCUGUCUCACAGGGUCAGCCACAGGCUCAGCAGCAGGCACAGCCCCAGGCUCAACCCCAGCCUCAGGCACAGCAGCCUCCCAUGAUGCUGCAGGUGGAUGGAAAUGGCGACUCCUCCUCAGAGGAGGAUGACGAUGAGGAGGAGGAGUAUGACGAGGAUGAUGAAGAGGAGAAGGACAAGGAGGGGGGAGAGGAUGGGCAGGUGGAGGAGGAGCCUCUGAACAGCGGGGAUGAUGUCAGUGAUGAGGAGGACCAGGAGCUGUUUGAUACAGAGAAUGUAGUGGUGUGCCAGUAUGACAAGAUUCACAGAAGUAAGAACAAAUGGAAAUUCCACCUGAAGGACGGGAUCAUGAAUCUGAAUGGCAGAGACUUUGUCUUCUCUAAAGCCAUUGGUGAUGCAGAGUGGUGAAGCCGGAAGGAGAGGAAAACAGACAAAGCAACAGGAGCAGGAACUUCUAUCCAGUUAUCGACACUUCAGUAUCCUUCCAUAUCCUGUGACUGGAUUCAUUUCAGGAAAUGUUGUCUGAGUCUUUGAGAUCUCUGACAAACCCAAAGGACUGUGAGGUACUGUAAAAAACAAACUGUUGUCAAAGACACUCAACUGGCCUUGCAAGAUGAGAGUCCUACAAGGGAAGGGAGCCUGUGAGCAGAGCGUUGUUCCUUUUUUUUUCUUCUUCCUCCAGGCUUCUCAACCAUUUUUCUUGAGAGAAUUCAACCUUUGGAAAGCAAGAAUUUCACAUGGUACAGGUGUAGUGGACCAGUGUGACCUGACCUGCCGCGGGAGGUCACACGUCAUUUAUUCUAAUCCUGUAGAUGAGACACACCACCAUAAUGCACUGUAGUCAGUUGACUGGAUUGACUCGUGUCUACACAAGUCCAAACUUAGUGCCACCAGUCAAGAUUGCUGCCUUUUAGAAUGGCCAGAAUCAACUUUUUGGCUUCUACUUUUUGUUGUUGGAUCGUAAUUCUGUUGAUGAAAAUGGUGCUCCAGAGUGUUUUAUGUGGUUAACAUAUUCUUUUAAACAUUAUUUAAAAAAAUCUUUAAUGAAGGGUUAAGGUAAAGAAGCUGAAAGUUACAGUAAUCUCAUUAAUAUUGAUUAAGAGUUCAAGGCAUUUUAAAAAUCUUUUACGUGCUGAAAUUUCCCUCAUUGGCUUCUCUGGAGCUUCAUUCCACCUUUUAUACAAAUAAGUAACACAAAAAACCCACACACGCAAAACAGAACAAGUGAUUGUUGUUUAAGAAUUGUACAAAACAUUCUCAAGUUCGUCCUGUCUGUGUUUCUUCUUUUCGAACUUUUAGAUUUCUGCAGCCGUCUGACAUUUUGCACUGUCCGUUCCUCAACCUGUUGUGAAAUUGGUCAGGUUCAUCAGUACCCACAGUGUGCGUGUGUGCGCGUGCGUGUGUGUGUGUCACCAUUUUUCUGUGCAGAUUCAAUUUUGCUUGCACACCCAAAAAUCUAAAACUGUCAUAGUUAAAACAGUUUAAAGAUUUCAAUGGUUUGUUUUUGGGCACAGUCGUGUCCUUCUGUUCAUUUUUUUUUUGUUUGUUUUUCCUAUUUAUUCCUGGAAGUUGAUGAUUUUUUUUUUUAUGAAAGCCGCACCAAACUGUGCUCUUAUAAUCUUAUAAGUGUUCCUUUUUUUUCUGUUGAAUGGACAAAGCUGUACAGCGCUGUGUUCUAAAUCAUUUCGUCCACUGCGAUUUUCUGUGCUUUUAUUUUAUUCAUGACUUUUAAAAUGAGAAUAUUUUCUAUCGAAGUGAGUUUAACUCUGGGGGGGCGUGUGUGUCUCUGCAGUUUGUUUUUAGCCUGCCUCUGUUGCAGCAAUUUGAAAUAAAGUACAUUUUCUGACUGCCAAUUUGGUUGUUGGUCAACUCUGUAAAAGAGUAAAAUGUUGUAAAGAAACUACAUUAACACAGUUUUAUGCAGAUCCAAAUCUAAACUCCCUAAUGCAGGAAUUCAUUGGAAUAAAUUAUUUUUUUUGUUAUAUUAAUAAUUGUCAUUUAAACUACAUUGAUGCAAACAGUUUCUGUAUUAAAUAAUACACACUGUUAAUAUGAAGAAGUUUGGUAGCUUUCGAUGAUUAGUUCCAAAAAUCCCACUAGAUCACAUGUUGCUAAAGUCAAUCUCAAUCGCUGGAUGUUGUGUAUGUGCCUUUUAACUUCUUUUCAGCUCUGGUGUUUACAGGUGAUAGGUGACUAUGACUUGCUAUGGAAUUGUGUGCUUAAUUGUUUAGUCGCGUGUGUGCUUGUUCUAACUGCUGUUGCAAUUACUUUACGUGUUGUUUAUUUUACUCAUUUUAAUUUUUUUUAAUUAAAUCAUGUUUGAAACAGAA
Molecule: messenger RNA, 3386 nt
Organism: Betta splendens (Siamese fighting fish)
Lineage: Eukaryota; Metazoa; Chordata; Actinopteri; Anabantiformes; Osphronemidae
Gene: gtf2a1
Product: general transcription factor IIA, 1
Exons: 10
Coding region: 220-1464 (414 amino acids)
Biological process (GO): transcription by RNA polymerase II; transcription initiation at RNA polymerase II promoter
Cellular component (GO): transcription factor TFIIA complex
Source: RefSeq, a predicted model, not a curated record